CACUAAUUGUCACCAAGGCCUUGUCUGAUGAACACGAGGAAAGUCCUAUCAACGGCCUGUGUAGCACUCAAGGUGAUGCUACGGAGGAUGAUGCUGACCUAGAAGACAUGGACAACGAGUGGGACGAAUUUUGGUAGUAGCUGUAGCGAAAUUUUCAAAUUUUAGGUCACGUGACUGUUAAUAACAUGUUAAUAACAUGCUUGUUAAUAACCCUACGCAUCCUACUUGAUUUUUAACAUAGGUUAAUAACAGUCGGGUGACUUAUCGUCCGUACCCUAGAGGAUAUCAUUGGCAAGGUUCUGGUAAGAAAUAAUUCACGAUAGAUGCGCUUACCUGGAUUGUUAUGGCGGAACGUUCAUGGGAGGGGAGUACCGUCGCGGUACUUCAGUGUCCAACGACCGUCUCAUGUCACUGUACUCGGUGAACAGUACCCAACGGACCACAUGACAAACAUAUCUCCUACAAUCGUGUCCAAGCUCCCACUGAAGCUGCACACCCAGCCAUCACAUCCCCUCAGCACACUCCGAGCACUCAUAGAAUCACACUUCCCCUCCUACGCCCACCUAUCCUCGCUUUCCCCCCUCGUCACUCCUUACCAAAACUUUGAUCUGCUGUCUUUCCCAGCAGACCAUCCUGGUCGCUCCGUAACAGACAGCUACUAUGUAAACAAAGACCUCAUGUUGCGCACUCACACCUCUGCACACGAAGUAGACGUGUUUGGACGAGGAGAGACCAAGUGGUUGCUCACUGCAGACGUAUACCGGCGCGACGAGAUAGAUGGGUCGCAUUACCCUGUAUUUCACCAGACAGAGGGCGCACGCAUCGUCUCAGCAAACGCGACAGGCAUGAAGGAGAUCGAAGAGGACAACGAACGCCUCGCAGCUCAUUUGGAACGCUCCAGUAUAGAAAUUGAAGAUGUCCCCCAUCUAUCACCUACGAAUCCUUGUCAACCGGCGCACGACCCAAAGCAUACGGAAUUAAUCGCGAAGAAUCUGAAAUUGUCCCUGAACAGUCUUAUGCUACACUUGUUCGGUGGACGCGUCGGGGCUACCGCACAUAACCCGCUUAAAGUGCGGUGGAUAGAGGCUACUUUCCCGUGGACGACGCCCAGUUUUGAGGUCGAAGUCUUCUUCCGUGGUAAAUGGUUGGAAAUUCUCGGCUGUGGAGUCGUCCGGCAGGCAACUCUCGAUAACGCAAAUGUUCCCGACAAGCUGGGGUGGGCAUUCGGUCUUGGUCUCGAACGGAUAGCGAUGGUUCUAUACUCUAUUCCCGAUAUUCGUCUAUUCUGGUCACAGGACCCGCGCUUCCUUUCGCAGUUUAAACAAGGCGAAAUCACUACGUUCAAACCGUACUCGAAAUACCCGGCAUGCUUUAAGGACGUGAGCUUCUGGCUCCCCCAAGGCGAGGCACUUCAUGAAAAUGAUUUCUGCGACCUUGUUCGGGACGUCGCUGGAGAUGUAGUGGAGGAUGUGAAAUUGAUCGACAAUUUCACUCACCCGAAAACUAACCGCAAGAGCCUUUGCUACAGGAUCAAUUACCGUUCGAUGGACAGAUCACUUUCGAACGAUGAGGCCAACUCUCUUAAUGCCCAGGUCGUUUCCUGUCUGCAAGAUCGGUUCGGAGUUGAGAUUCGAUGAAUUAACUGUGCUAAAAUAAUAUCUAUCGUGCAUGCUAUCCACCCACACCGCUCAUAGAGGCUUUAGAAUGCCUGCUAGCAUACUAAUUGUCCUCCCAAUACCUGCCCUACUCGGCACUGCAUACCCAUCACCACAAGUGACGAGAGGCCACCUAAACCCCGCUCCGCGGCAAUGACGUAGGUUAUGAUGUCUCCUGCACGACGCCGACCUGCGCUGCUCGCAAUAACCGAUCCUUGAUCAUGUACCCGGUUUUCUGGCACUCUAGGAUAGUCCCAGGUUCCUUUCCGGGUACGGGAGCCUGAUACAA
Messenger RNA from Suillus paluster, 1944 nucleotides. RefSeq lists its product as uncharacterized. The transcript has 4 exons. Gene Ontology annotation, cellular component: mitochondrion; cytoplasm. Gene Ontology annotation, biological process: phenylalanyl-tRNA aminoacylation. Lineage: Eukaryota; Fungi; Basidiomycota; Agaricomycetes; Boletales; Suillaceae. Gene Ontology annotation, molecular function: tRNA binding; ATP binding; phenylalanine-tRNA ligase activity. The record is from RefSeq and is a predicted model, not a curated record. The coding region runs from base 324 to 1637 and encodes 437 amino acids.